This is a messenger RNA of Racocetra persica, 2046 nucleotides long. Lineage: Eukaryota; Fungi; Glomeromycota; Glomeromycetes; Diversisporales; Gigasporaceae. The record is from the annotation of a GenBank genome assembly.
AUGUGUGGAAUUUUUGCGUAUCUUAAUUAUCUUAAUGUUAAGGAUAGGAAAACGAUUAUUGAUAUCCUUAUAAGUGGAUUAGCUCGUCUAGAAUACCGUGGUUAUGACUCGGCAGGUUUGGCCGUGGAUGGCGAUAAUGAAACUGAAGUAAUUCUCUUCAAACAAGUUGGAAAGGUUGCCGCCUUGAAAAAAUUAGUGUCGGAGCAAAAUGUUGAUUUUGAAAAAGAGUUUGUUAACCAUUGUGCUAUGUCUCAUACUCGUUGGGCUACUCACGGUCAACCUUCAACGACAAAUUCUCAUCCUCAUCGCUCUGAUCCAAAGAAUGAAUUCACCGUGGUUCACAACGGCAUUAUCACCAAUUAUAAAGAAUUAAAGACACUUCUGGAAAAUAAAGGCUAUCACUUUGAAUCUGAUACUGAUACUGAAGUUGUUGCUAAGUUUGCAAAGUAUUUGUAUGAUACUCGAAAUCCUAAUCAAAACUUAAGUUUCACCGCGCUUGUCAAGGAUGUUGUCAAGAAAUUGGAAGGUGCAUUUGCCUUGAUCUUUAAGAGUACUCAUUAUCCACAUGAAAUGGUAGCCACACGACGCGGUUCUCCUCUCUUGGUUGGUGUUAAAACUGCGAAAAAAUUAAAAGUAGAUUUUGUGGAUGUCGAAUUUGGUGCAGAGGAAAAAAUUCCAGAUACAGGAGGAGGCUUAUUGUCUCCUAAUGAUGCAGUACCAAAACUCAGACAUAGUCAAUCGCGCACUUUUCUUAGCGAAGAUGGACUUCCUCAACCUAUUGAAUAUUUCCUUGCGUCUGAUCCUUCCGCUGUUGUAGAACAUACAAAGCGUGUCCUCUAUCUUGAAGAUGAUGAUAUUGCUCACAUUAGUGAAGGAGAAUUACAUAUUCACCGUUUAAGAAGUGAUGACGGAAGGUCAGCUGUUCGUUCUAUCCAAACCUUGGAGUUAGAACUGGCCAAAAUCAUGAAAGGUUCUUUUGAUCACUUUAUGCAGAAGGAAAUUUUCGAACAACCAGAGUCAGUGGUCAAUACUAUGCGUGGUCGUGUCAACUUUGAUAGUCAUAAAGUUACCCUCGGCGGUCUCAAAGCAUAUCUGGCAACAAUUCGAAGAUGUAGGCGCAUAGUAUUUUGUGCGUGUGGUACAAGUUACCAUUCGUGUAUAGCAACCCGGGCUAUUUUCGAAGAAUUAACGGAGAUUCCUGUUUCUGUUGAGUUAGCUAGUGAUUUCUUGGAUAGAAAGACUCCUAUCUUCAGAGAUGAUGUUUGUGUAUUUGUAUCACAGUCUGGAGAGACAGCAGAUACCAUUCUUGCUUUACGGUAUUGUCUAGAACGGGGUGCUCUUUGCCUCGGUAUAACAAACACUGUUGGUUCAACAAUCUCACGUGAAACACAUUGCGGUGUCCACAUUAAUGCUGGUCCUGAAAUUGGUGUUGCAUCUACUAAGGCAUAUACUUCUCAAUUUAUUGCUUUAGUGAUGAUGGCUAUUCAAUUGAGCGAAGAUCGUACAUCCAUGACACAGAGACGAAAUGAGAUUAUUGAUGAACUUAAGAAGCUACCAGAAUAUAUCAGACAAGUUCUCAGCAUGGAUAAAGAACUACAAGAACUUGCUAGAAAUGAUCUUAAUAAAGAAAAAAGCCUCUUGAUUAUGGGUCGUGGUUUCCAAAAUGCCACUUGUUUAGAGGGGGCUUUAAAGAUAAAGGAAGUUUCAUAUAUGCAUUCUGAAGGUAUUUUGGCUGGGGAAUUGAAACAUGGACCUUUGGCUCUUAUCGAUUCAGAUAUGCCUGUUAUUCUUAUUAUGACUAAGGAUUCUUUAUAUCCGAAAGUGCAGAGCGCUCUUCAACAAGUCACAGCUCGCAAGGGUAAACCAAUUAUUAUCUGCAAUGAGGGCGAUGACGGUAUAGAAGCUCAAUAUGUGAAAAUUCGUAUACCUCAAACUGUAGAUUGUCUACAAGGUAUUCUUACAAUAAUUCCUUUGCAAUUACUGUCAUAUCAUUUGGCUGUAUUGCGUGGAAUUGAUGUCGAUUUCCCUCGGAAUUUGGCUAAAUCU